Molecule: messenger RNA, 1072 nt
Organism: Misgurnus anguillicaudatus (oriental weatherfish)
Lineage: Eukaryota; Metazoa; Chordata; Actinopteri; Cypriniformes; Cobitidae
Gene: pi15a
Product: peptidase inhibitor 15a
Cellular component (GO): extracellular region
Source: RefSeq, a predicted model, not a curated record
UGACGGACGGGGCGGAACCGCGCGCACCUUCAAAGCCGGAACAUUUCCUGCACCGGCACCUCAGCCGUAUAUAAACCGGCAGCGCGUCUCAGCACAGAGAGAAAGAAAGAAAGAAAGAGAAAGAGAGACUUUUCAAAGAUUUAAAGACUCAAAGCUGCACAGUAUUAAGACCCAGGCACAGAAGAGACGUGUUUAUAUCAGAAGGCAGUUUCCACGAAAGGAAAAUCGCCGUUUAGCACAUCUCAGACAUCAACCAUGAACGCAAAUCGUUUGGCUAUCGACAUGUUGCUCUUGUGUAUAUCCUGUGGAGCAAGUGCACUGGCAGCCUUUAAUCCCAGUCUGUCUUCAUCUGCGCCAGCCACCAAUUUCACUGAUACCGCCUUCUCCCCUCCUAAAUAUCUCACCGAGCCCGCGACUCCAGCCAAAACCAGAAGGAAGCGUUAUAUUUCCCAGAAUGACAUGCUUGCCAUUCUUGACUAUCAUAAUAAAGUCAGAGGAAAAGUUUUUCCACCGGCAUCCAACAUGGAAUACAUGGUCUGGGAUGACACUCUUGCAAAGACAGCAGAGCAAUGGGCGUCCACAUGUAUUUGGGAUCAUGGUCCUCAAAGUCUUCUUCGAUUUCUUGGUCAAAACCUUUCAGUACGAACGGGAAGAUAUAGGUCCAUUCUUCAACUUGUGAAGCCAUGGUAUGAUGAAGUAAAGGACUACACUUUUCCGUACCCCCGUGACUGCAAUCCCAGAUGCCCACUAAAGUGCUAUGGACCCAUGUGUACUCAUUAUACUCAAAUGGUGUGGGCAACCUCAAACAAAAUAGGAUGUGCCGUCAACACGUGCCAUAAUAUGAACGUCUGGGGAUCCGUAUGGAAGAGGGCAACAUACUUGGUGUGCAACUAUUCUCCAAAGGGGAACUGGAUUGGUGAAGCCCCAUAUAAAGUAGGUGUACCUUGUUCCAUGUGCCCUCCAAGCUAUGGAGGAUCAUGCAGUAACAACAUGUGCUUUCCUGCUGUGAACUCAAAUUACCUGCACUGGUUCAAAUAAGCACAGACAAAAUGCACGUGCCCCAUCACAGAGA